Cyprinus carpio (common carp) is the source of this 2341-nucleotide messenger RNA. Its product is annotated as apoptosis regulator Bcl-2-like. NCBI's taxonomy places the organism in Eukaryota, Metazoa, Chordata, Actinopteri, Cypriniformes, Cyprinidae. Gene Ontology annotation, molecular function: protein heterodimerization activity; protein homodimerization activity. Gene Ontology annotation, cellular component: mitochondrial outer membrane. Gene Ontology annotation, biological process: intrinsic apoptotic signaling pathway in response to DNA damage; extrinsic apoptotic signaling pathway in absence of ligand; negative regulation of intrinsic apoptotic signaling pathway. The record is from RefSeq and is a predicted model, not a curated record.
AGGGGGCUGUCUGUCUGUCUGACUGCACAGAGGAGACGCCUCUAAACACUCAACUUAUACAGAGCUGUUACACGUCUACCGCUCGCGCAAACGCUGAUUUCGACAGCGAAGUCCUUCCUCACACCAGCCGCUCCGCGAGAGAAGAAACUCACAAGCCUCUUCCGUCUCAGCUCGGGACUCUUUAACGCGGAUAAACGAUGACUUCCCGCGCGCGAUUCCCACUCACAACCCCAGAGACUUUCUCGCCCGUGCUUACAGGGCGUGUUUGUUUAAUCUGAUACGGAGAAAGAUGCUUAAAUCCUCUCCUGCAUGCCUGGAAUCUUCUGCUGGGAACAGAAAGUGGGCGUUUUUCGCCACACCGACGCGCUGGAGGAUUCGCGCGAGUGCCGCAACUUGCAGUUUCAAGAGAGGCAACAUGCAGUGAGUCUGGAUUCAUAAGAUCGCACUGAUUCUGAGGUUACUGAGCGAGACACACAGGUCGAGAUGGCACAGGAGAAUGUGUAUGAUAACCGCAGUAUAGUGGAGAAGUACAUCCACCAUAAGCUCUGGAAGAAGGGGUACGUGUGGGAAGUGAACGGACACGAUGACCGCGUCUCGAAUGGACUGAUGAUGGGGAGGCAGGAGGACCGCGGCGGCACCCGUCACGACCCGUGCAGCGCGCUUCAUAAGGUGCUGCGGGAGGCCGGGGACGAGCUGGAGCGGCUUUAUCAGUCGGACUUUGCGGAGAUGUCCAAACAGCUGCAUCUCACGUCCAUCACGGCGCAGCAGCGCUUUACCGCGGUCAUAGACGAGCUGUUCAGGGACGGCGUGAACUGGGGCAGAAUCAUCGCUUUUUUCGAGUUUGGAGGGACCGUUUGUGUCGAAUGCGUGAAUAAGGAGAUGACGGCGCAUGUGGAUAACAUCGCGGGCUGGAUGACCGAGUAUCUGAAUGGGCCGCUGCACGCCUGGAUCCAGGAGAACGGCGGCUGGGAGGCGUUUGUGGAGCUCUACGGCAGGCAGAGGGACUCGGUGUUUCGCAGCUCGUGGUCAUCAAUAGUAACGGUCUUCGGUCUAGCCGCUCUCGGGGCUGUUGGCUUGACCAUAGGAGCCUACCUUGCUCAGAAAUGAGGAGCCUUCCCCUUCUUCAGUCGCUUGCCCUCUCUCUCCAUCUGAACCCCCUCCUCCGCUUUCCCCAGAAGACAGUCGUGUCCCAGGACAGCUCCUCUUCAAAGCUUCGCUCCCACUCUCUACAAGGCUUUCUUCUCUGCCCUCAAACACAAAGACAGAAAAGACAGGAAAUGAAUGUGCUGCCGACAGAUCAUGAGAGGAUGGAAGAGACACAAGUAGCAGUGCCACUGGCAAAAACACUUUUGGUGUUCUUAUACGUAAAAAUACAAAGGUCGAGACACAUCUGGAGGUUUUGAAGGUCUGUGCUGAUUGAAAGUAUCUUCUGACGACACCAGCACUCUCCAAAUGUCCUUUAAGAGUCGGGUUGAGCUUAAGAGACAAUCUGCACUCAACUACCAUCGUUGCUCUUCAUUUUUUUUGUAGGAUUAAUUGUAGCCCGUCUUUUACCCAUUGCUUGUUCACGCUAAUGUUUCUUGUGCCGCCAUCCUUGUAUCAUUUUGUAAGAAAGAACCUGAAGAACUGUGAGGAGGAAAAGAGAGAAGUGCAGAGACAAUGUCCCUCAAGCCACCUGAUUUUGAUGAAAUUGGUGAAAUGACAGAGGGGUGAGAGAUACAGUAUGCAGUGGUGUGAUGCCAGUCUCUCUUGUAGCAAUUUAAAGAGCUUUAUUAAAGACUGAAGAAGGGUUUCCUUGAAGUGAUUUGGGUCAGAAGGUAAUCAGAAAGGACCGACUGGGAAAGAAGUUGUCAGACUUUAAGAGAGCCUUGGUUAGACACUUUAUUAACAUGUUUGACAGAUGCAUGUGAGCCGGUCAAAAGACCUCAAGCUGUUAAGUAUGUUCAGAGAUGACGCUUUUUUCAUCUUUAAUACUCCAGCUACACAUCUGUUCACUCUAGUGUUCAUUCAUAUACCAAAAGAAGCAGUUGGGUUGAUCUCAAAUCUGUCAUGAGCACGUCAAGGUAAAAUGUCAUCUCAAAAUCAGAAGGAAGAUAUAUUAAUAUAUACACUACCGUUCAAAAGUUUGAGGUCAGUAAGAUUUUUUUUUUUUUUUUUUUUUUAAAGAAAUUAAUACUUUUUAUUCAGCAAGGAUGCAUUGAAUUGGUCAAACGUGACCGUAAAGGCUUUUAUGUUGCAAAAUCCUAUUUCAAAACCAAUGCUGUUCUUUUGAAUCCUGAAAAAAAUGUAUAUGUGAAACAGCAUAAUUGUUUUCAUUGCUAAUAAAUGUUUCUUGAGUGAA